This is a messenger RNA of Cyclospora cayetanensis, 1137 nucleotides long. RefSeq lists its product as uncharacterized. Bases 1 to 1137 code for a protein of 378 amino acids. The transcript is spliced from 5 exons. NCBI's taxonomy places the organism in Eukaryota, Apicomplexa, Conoidasida, Eucoccidiorida, Eimeriidae. The record is from RefSeq and is a predicted model, not a curated record.
AUGUCUCGCCGUAAGGAACACAGCGAAAGGAGGGCUCAACAACGUGACCGCGAAAAGCGCAUGACGGUUGACAUUGAAGGGACUCUGAUCUGCCCCCCAGAGACAGCGCUGCAUCUGCAGCAGCAGUUGCUGCAGCAGCAACUGGUUCAGCAACAGCUGGAGGACCUGCAACACCACCAUCACCACCAUCUCCUGCACCCCCCCCCAGGGAUCCACUGCGGGCUGCCACACCUGCAUCACCCUCAGUGCGCUCAUGCUGGAAAGCUGGCGGAUGGAUACGCGCCAGGCGGAAUACAUGGGCCUCUUGCCAUCCCUCACCCGCCCCCAUUCGCGUGCCACGCACACAGCAUGCAUUUCUUGCCCCCAGCUUUCGACAAGCCGGAGCCACAACGCGCCUAUGCUGAAAUGCUGCCUCAGCAUCUUGCAGCAGCACACCUAGCAGCCCCCGAGCCUGUGCAUUACGCCGGUCCGGGCGCAGCAUCGGCUGCACCCCCAGCCACCCCAAACAUGGGGGUGCAGGGUGUUUUGCAGUACGGUCCAUCAGUGGCAAUGGCGCUGCCUUCCUAUGGGAGUGCGCACCUGCUGCAGCAGCAACAGCCCAUUGUGAUACAGCAGUCAGCAAAUCCUUACGGGAUGGCACUGCCGCAGCAACACGCUGUGAUGCUGCAGUCACCAGCUACCCACUCUGCGGCAUUCGCAGGACUGCAGCAGCCAAUGAUCAUCUUGGGGACGUCCAGCGCACCCGUUGUGCUGCAGCCGCAGCAGCCACCAGUAUUUCGCCGACAGCCCUCAAAGCAGCAAGGCGGCAGCCCACACGGCAUCGCAUGUAGCGGGGUUUUGCUGGGGAAUUGUACAAGCCACGACACACUUUCUAAGGUACUGAGAGAACAUGGAGGUUGUGGGGAGAUGUUGAAUGACUUUUUAUUGAGUGUAUCUUCGAGCGGGAGUGAAAUGUCUCCCUGGCUGAGCUUACCCGGUCUACUCUGUGUAGUUGAAAAGUCGGUAGGGCAUAUGGGCAGUUACUGGCUGUUGCGGCUACAAAUGAAGGCGGAGCCAGAUGCCCCUUUUGCCGCUUGCAGCUCACACACCCUGCACACACCCCCAGGAACUGCAGGGGGAAAUUGCAGUGUAAGCUAA